Aspergillus ibericus CBS 121593 is the source of this 840-nucleotide messenger RNA. Its product is annotated as presequence translocated-associated motor subunit PAM17. Gene Ontology annotation, biological process: protein import into mitochondrial matrix. Gene Ontology annotation, cellular component: PAM complex, Tim23 associated import motor. The coding region runs from base 1 to 840 and encodes 279 amino acids. The record is from RefSeq and is a predicted model, not a curated record. The transcript has 3 exons. Lineage: Eukaryota; Fungi; Ascomycota; Eurotiomycetes; Eurotiales; Aspergillaceae.
AUGUAUUCAUCAAGAGACCAAUUGAGCAUAUCAUUGACCCUUCACCCGCCGAACCUGAACCAAUCCACCAUCACCACAACAUCCUACCUCAACAGCAAUCCUCCAUCUACCAUGCACGCCCCUUCGAUCAGCGGGAUGCGUACCGCCAUGCUCAGCGGACGCUUUACUUCCACGGCGCUGGGCCCCUUUGCCCAUUCCAGCAGCUGCACCAACCCGUUGUAUCAUGCGCUCUCUCAGGCCCGGGCAGCAAGCACCUCCACGAUGCGAGUCCGCAGCACACACGCCCUGAAGACCACAGCCGUGCGACCGUCGACGCAGCUCCCUAUUUCGCCGAUCCUUCGCCGCGGCAACUCGACUGCCGCUGCCACCAAUGAAACCGUCCGUCUGGACUGGAACUCGUUCUUCAAGCUCCGCGCCAGCCGUCGCCGGUACUCUCUUGCCUCGUCGAUUUUGAGCUCCAUGGCCACCACGAUCAUCGGUGUGCAGGUUCUCUCGACGCAGGACUUGGAGUCCCUCGGUGCUCAGGUCAUGGGUCUCGACCCGUUCAUUGUCCUGGGCAUGGCGACUGCGGCGUGCGGCGCGGCGGGGUGGCUCAUUGGACCGUUCGUUGGCAAUGCCGUGUGGGGGUUGGUUUACCGGAGAUAUAAGCCUUCUGUCAUGGUGAAAGAGAAGGAAUUCUUCGACCGUAUCAGACGGUUCCGUGUCGACCCAUCGUCCAACUCCAUCUCCAACCCGGUCCCCGAUUACUAUGGCGAGAAGAUCGGUAGCGUGCAGGGAUAUCGGCAGUGGCUGAAGGACCAGCGGGCAUACAACCGCAAGAGACGUCAUUUUAUUGUUUAA